AUGGCGGUGAAUCAGAGUCACACCGAGAACCGCCGCGGGGCCAUCAUCCCUUUUGGCGAAAGUAUCUUGGCUCAGUGUCAGGAUGUAGAGCUCUCCUUUCUACAGCAACCAGAGGGAUCCAGUCUCUUCAGUGGUACAAAGAAGGGAACACUGUUUCUCACUUCAUACCGGGUGAUCUUCGUGACCUCACACACAGUCAAUGACUCCAUGUCUUCUUUUAUGAUGCCAUUUGAUCUAAUGAGUAACUGCACCAUCGAACAGCCAGUCUUUACCUCCAACUUCAUUAAAGGAAUCAUUCAGGCAGCUCCAGAUGGUGGCUGGGAUGGACAGGCUACUUUUAAAUUAGCCUUCAGAAAAGGAGGUGCCAUCGAAUUUGCCCAGUUGAUGAUGAAAGCUGCCUCUGCUGCUGCCAGAGGAGUUCCACUUGGAAGUGUAAAUUACUGGUUCAGCACUCCAGGACUGUAUGUAGUUACUGGGCAGGGGGCCAUGAUGUGCUCCCAACAGAUGCCUUGUCCAGCAUACCCAUUUGUUGUCUGUGGAGCCCCACAGGCAGGAUACGGAACCCCACAAGUGGGAUACGGACACCUGCAGGCGGGAUACGAUAUGGACCCCUACCAGCUGGAAAUGAAGCUUCACCCGCUGCAAAUGAAACCCCACCUGCUGCAAAUGAAGCCCCGCCUCCAGGAUAUGAAGUUCCACCUGCUGGAAAUGGAGCUGGGUCUAGCAGAUUUAUGGCAGCCCAGCCUGCUGGAUAUGAGCCUUCUCUCCCCCCUGCUUCGUCUUCUGUGGCCCAGCCACCAUCUUCCAGGAAAUAACCCUUGA
Leptonychotes weddellii (Weddell seal) is the source of this 822-nucleotide messenger RNA. Lineage: Eukaryota; Metazoa; Chordata; Mammalia; Carnivora; Phocidae. The record is from RefSeq and is a predicted model, not a curated record.